AUGGUGACAGGUAUCAGUGAGGAUCGGAUUCGUCAUAUUUCCCUUGGAUUACCGAACACAAUCUGGGCAAGUGAUAAAAACAGAUUGGUCUUGGCAAGCACAACUCCCUUCAUGUUUACGAAACAUUGGCUGGCAGUAACAGAUAUUGGAACUGGUGUACAUACAGUGACCAAAGAAAAAGAACUUAUUUACAUAGAUAGAAAUGAUAAAAUCUGCAAACUUUCACAAGACAACACAACCGAAUCAACAAUAAUAAUAAAAUCAGAUCCAUGGAGGCCACUCUGUGUCUACAGCUCCACUUUAAAUGGAGAUCUAUUGGUUGGUUCUGGUAAAUAUGAGAAAGACUAUCAAACAGAAUCCAAAGUAAACCGACACUUUCCUUCGGAGGCCAGAGUAAACCGAUACGAUAGCAAAAUGUUACAAAUACAAACUAUCCAAUACAAAAGGCGUAAAAAGAAAAUGUAUAAUUGCCCUGCAUAUAUAACAGAAAACACUAACGGAGACGUUAUUGUGUCCGAUAAAAGAUCUUCACGUAAAGAAGAUAGUGGUGUUGUUGUCGUAACAGAUCGUCAGGGAAUCUUUCGGUUCUCCUACAACGGACCUCCAUUCGAUAGCCAACCAUUUUUUCCAUGUGGGAUUUGCACAGACGCACUAUCAAACAUCGUGGUGUCUGAUCACAACUCAGGCACCGUACAAUUGAUUGACAAAGAUGGACAUUUUCUGAUGCAUCUCUUGACUUUCCCAAACAUCUAUACACCAUGGAGUCUUGCCUAUGAUGACACAAACCACCUUUUAUUGGUUGAAUCAAGUAUGGCUGAAAUAUUUUUAUACAGAUACAUUAACAGGAAGAAUUACUAUUAA
Molecule: messenger RNA, 861 nt
Organism: Saccostrea cuccullata (small rock oyster)
Lineage: Eukaryota; Metazoa; Mollusca; Bivalvia; Ostreida; Ostreidae
Exons: 1
Coding region: 1-861 (286 amino acids)
Biological process (GO): negative regulation of translation; protein polyubiquitination; proteasome-mediated ubiquitin-dependent protein catabolic process
Molecular function (GO): ubiquitin protein ligase activity; translation repressor activity
Source: RefSeq, a predicted model, not a curated record